Messenger RNA from Gossypium raimondii (Peruvian cotton), 585 nucleotides. RefSeq lists its product as uncharacterized. The record is from RefSeq and is a predicted model, not a curated record. NCBI's taxonomy places the organism in Eukaryota, Viridiplantae, Streptophyta, Magnoliopsida, Malvales, Malvaceae. Bases 1 to 585 code for a protein of 194 amino acids. The transcript has 2 exons.
AUGGCAGCUGAUGAGAAGCUGUUUAAAGACCUUGGCAAAACUUUUGCUUCAAAAAUCAGGAUUGGAGAUGGGAACCUAAUUGAAGCCAAAGGAAAAGGCAAUGUGAUGAUCAACACUUGUUCAGGUAACAAGGUCUCUGAUGUGUUUUUUGUGCCUGACAUAGACCAGAACCUGCUUAGUGUUGGUCAGUUAGUGGAAAAAGGAUACACUUUGGUAUUUAGAAAUGGUUCUUGCAUUGUUGAAGACUCACUUGGUCAUGAGUUAGUUACAGUAGCUAUGAUUGAUAGAUGCUUCAUGCUUGAUGUGAGUCAAAUUGAGAUAAAAGCUUACACCAGUCUUGCUGAUAGCAUUGGUCUUUGGCAUAGGAGACUAGGACAUGCCAACUUCAGAUCACUUGAUCGGUUGCACAGGCUGAACUUGGUUGAUGACAUGUCUAAGCUUGAAGUCAGUGAUACUGUUUGUGAAAAGUUAGAAGUGUUUGAAGCUUUUGGAAAAUUCAAAGCUUUAGUUGAGAAUCAAGCAGGCUGCAGGAUUAAGGCUUUGAGGACAGAUAAUGACACUGAAUACUUGUCUGAAAGAUUUUAG